CUGCGCCCGCCUCCCGGCAACUCUGCUCCAGCGCCGCACGCCGUGCGCGCCGUCCCACCGCCGGGGCCCCCGCGGGCUGGAGUGGCUGUCGUGGGGUCCGGACGGGCAGGAUCCCACCAGUGGGGACUGGGCAUCCUCGGCAUAGCCGAGGGGCGCGGAGCCCGCAGCGGCGGCCACUGCGCGGCAGCCCUCGCCGGCCGAACGGCGUGGGCAGGCGCGCGGCGCGGCUCCGGGGCUCCCCGAGGGCAGCGCACCCCGACUCCUCCCGGGGGAGCCCCAACCCCGAAGGGCGCACGGAGCAAGUGUGCCCCCGGCCGCAUCGUCCCCCACGUACCCCCACUUCUUCAUAAACUUUUCUGCGGUCCUCGCCCGUGGGGGUCGCAGCGCUAGGGCAGCCCUCCGGGGCCCCGACCUCUCGGACCCUGGCCACGCUGACCUCCCGCUUCUCAUAGCCUCAGUGGCGACCUCUCCAGGUCGGGCCGGGCGCGGCACUCGAGGCAAGCGCGGCAAGCUCCGACGCUCUCCAAAGGCUCCCGCGCCCCCCCGGGGCAGCCGGGCGGGGUAAUGCCCUCGGUGAUGGAGAAGCCCAGUGCGGGCUCCGGGAUUCUGUCCCGAAGUCGGGCCAAGACGGCACCCAACGGCGGACAGCCGCACUCGGAGGAUGACAGCAGCGAGGAGGAGCACUCGCACGACAGCAUGAUCCGUGUUGGAACCAAUUACCAAGCAGUAAUUCCGGAGUGCAAGCCUGAGAGCCCCGCGCGCUAUAGCAACAAGGAGCUGAAGGGGAUGCUGGUGUGGUCCCCCAACCACUGCGUAUCAGACGCCAAACUUGACAAGUACAUUGCCAUGGCCAAGGAGAAGCAUGGCUACAACAUUGAGCAGGCACUCGGCAUGCUUCUGUGGCAUAAACACGACGUGGAGAAGUCGCUGGCUGAUCUAGCCAACUUCACCCCCUUCCCUGACGAGUGGACGGUCGAGGACAAGGUGCUGUUUGAACAGGCCUUUGGAUUUCAUGGCAAGUGCUUCCAGCGGAUCCAGCAGAUGCUACCUGACAAGCUGAUUCCCAGCCUGGUGAAGUAUUACUACUCUUGGAAGAAGACCCGAAGUCGAACUAGUGUGAUGGACAGGCAGGCCAGGCGGCUGGGUGGCCGCAAGGACAAAGAAGACAGUGAUGAGCUUGAAGAGGGACGAGGGACUGUGAGUGAGGGAGAGCCAGAUCCUGGAGACCCCAAGCGUGAGCCUCUGCCAUCUCGACCUCUGAAUGCACGGCCUGGUCCUGGGAAGAAGGAGGUUCAGGUAUCUCAGUACCGCCACCACCCACUUCGAACUCGGAGACGUCCACCCAAGGGCAUGUACCUGAGUCCUGAAGGCCUCACGGCGGUGUCGGGAAGCCCAGACCUCGCUAACCUCACACUCCGAGGUCUCGACUCACAGCUCAUCUCUCUUAAGCGCCAGGUUCAGAGCAUGAAGCAGACCAAUAGCAGCCUCCGCCAAGCACUGGAGGGUGGCAUUGACCCUCUCCGCCCCCCUGAGGCGAAUACCAAGUUCAAUUCCCGCUGGACCACAGAUGAACAACUUCUGGCUGUACAAGCUAUCCGUAGAUAUGGCAAAGACUUUGGGGCUAUUGCAGAGGUGAUUGGGAACAAGACACUGACCCAAGUGAAGACCUUCUUUGUGAGCUACCGUCGCCGCUUCAACCUGGAGGAGGUGCUGCAGGAAUGGGAGGCUGAACAGGAUGGGGCCCCUGCAGCUCCAGUCCCUAUGGAAGAGGCCAGGCGAGGGGCCCCUGUGCCGGCCCCAGCCCUAGAAGAAGAUGAUGAGGUCCAGAUUACAUCUGUCUCAACAUCAGUACCCCGAUCAGUACCCCCUGCACCACCCCCACCUCCACCACCCACCUCACUUUCCCAGCCACCUCCACUGCUGAGGCCACCUCUGCCCACAGCUCCCACAUUGCUCCGCCAGCCACCUCCCUUGCAACAGGGCCGCUUCCUGCAGCCCCGGCUGGCCCCCAACCAGCCUCCACCACCUCUCAUCCGCCCUGCCCUGGCUGCCUCUCGCCACAGUGCCCGCCCUGGUCCUCAGCCUCCACCUACCCUGAUUGGAGCCCCCUUGGAGCCCCCUGCACCCUCAGUUUGAGCCCUGGAUCCUUCACUGCCCAGAGGCUCCUGAACCCUUGGCUGGAUAUCUCUAGCAUCACUUAAGGACAGAAGGGACUAGGGCUUUUGCCAGGUCUUUCAAAGACCCAGAGCUGCCAGUUGGCACAGCUUGGACCUGUGGGUUCUGCAUGUGUUCUUGGCAGCUAAGCUUGUCAACCCCCAGCCAGGGGCUAGAGCUCAGGGCCUGCAGAACUCUGCUUCCUGGCUGUGACUGGAAUGGCUGCCUCCUUGCCUGCCUGCCCAGGGCUUGGCCUCUGGGCUACCCUUUGUGUGGGGGUAGUGACUUUGGCAUGGGGGAUGGGCGAGAGGACAGUUGGGGUGUUAGCUGGCCUCAUUCACCUUUCCCUUCUUUUAGCAAUAAGUCAGGUGCACUGGGGAGGGGAUUGGGGUGGUGACGGCAGAGACCUGGUAGGAAGAAUACUGAGCAGCUGUAGGGGGCCCACUUUGUCCACCCCCAAGAAGCUUGGAGAAAGGAGGGUUGGGGACUUACACAGACAUGGGUUUAUUUUUCAACAUUUUUAAAAAAGAAAUAAAUGCAA
Molecule: messenger RNA, 2695 nt
Organism: Microtus ochrogaster (prairie vole)
Lineage: Eukaryota; Metazoa; Chordata; Mammalia; Rodentia; Cricetidae
Gene: Rcor2
Product: REST corepressor 2
Biological process (GO): regulation of transcription by RNA polymerase II; negative regulation of DNA-templated transcription
Cellular component (GO): transcription regulator complex; histone deacetylase complex
Molecular function (GO): transcription corepressor activity
Source: RefSeq, a predicted model, not a curated record